CUCCACCUCACCCUCCAUCAUUCAUCCGAGAUUCCUAGGUUUUCUUCUUGCGAAAUUAUUGAUCCAAGGGAAAGGGAAGACACCGCUUUCCUUGGCCUUCCCUUUAUCUUCUCAGCAAAAUCCCAGCAGGGGAAAAAGGGGGAAAGAGAAUUUUUCGUUCUCUUUUCUCUCUCUUUCUUUGAGAAUCUGCCCGCCUCCCUUUGAUAUUCCAAGUUGUUUUGGGAAUCUGGGGCAGGAUUUUGUGCAGGGAAUGCGGGUAGGUUCAGCUUAGAUUUUCUUUGCUUGUGUAUAGAUCUUUAGGACCACAAAGUCCUGGUUGUGGACUUCUUGUUGUUGUUAUUGGCUUUACUUGGAGAAGGUUGGUGAUUUCUGAGAUGGGUUUCUUGGUUGAUUCACAAGAGGGGUCUGGAAAGGGAGGUGGUUCAUAUGGUGGUGUUAGGAGUUUGAUUAGGAGGAAGCAGGUGGAUUCUGUUCGUGUCAAGAAACGGGGUCAACAGUUGGCCAAGGAAUUGUCUGUUCUCCAUUUAAUUGCAAUUGGAGUUGGCUCAACAAUUGGAGCUGGAGUCUAUAUUCUUGUGGGAACUGUUGCUAGAGAGCAUUCUGGACCAGCGCUUACCAUUUCCUUUCUAAUAGCUGGAAUAGCAGCUGCUCUUUCAGCCUUUUGCUAUGCAGAGCUUGCAAGUCGUUGUCCAUCUGCUGGGAGUGCCUAUCACUAUUCAUACAUAUGUGUUGGAGAAGGUGUUGCUUGGUUGGUUGGUUGGGCCUUGAUACUGGAAUAUACAAUAGGUGGCGCAGCUGUUGCUCGUGGCAUAUCCCCAAAUCUGGCGUUGUUUUUUGGAGGUGGGGAUAAUUUGCCUGCUUUCUUAGCCCGUCAACAUAUUCCUGGGCUUGAUGUUGUGGUUGACCCGUGUGCAGCAGUUCUAGUAUUUAUUGUUACUGCUCUAUUAUGUGCCGGAAUCAAGGAGAGCACACGGGCACAAGUUAUUGUCACUACAGCAAAUGUAUGUGCCAUGACUUUUGUCAUAAUAGCCGGUGCCUAUUUAGGAUUCAAGUCUGGAUGGCCUGGAUAUGAACUUCCAACAGGGUAUUUUCCCUUUGGGGUCGAUGGGAUGCUUGCUGGUUCUGCGACGGUCUUCUUUGCAUACAUAGGUUUUGAUUCAGUUGCCAGCACUGCCGAGGAGGUGAAGAAUCCUCAACGAGAUUUGCCAAUUGGGAUAGGUGCUGCAUUGUUUCUUUGUUGUGCAUUAUAUAUGAUGGUCUCUGUCAUAAUUGUUGGUUUAGUACCUUAUUAUGCAAUGGAUCGUGACACACCCAUCUCCUCUGCCUUUGCUAGUCAUGGGAUGCAAUGGGCAGCUUACAUAAUAACUAUUGGCACUAUCACUGCUCUCUGCUCAACAUUGAUGGGUUCCAUUCUUCCUCAGCCACGGAUUCUGUUGGCUAUGUCUAGAGAUGGAUUGUUGCCGAAAUUUUUCUCAGAUGUUAACCAACACACUCAAGUUCCUCUGAAGAGCACAAUAGUGACUGGGAUUGGUUCUGCAAUCUUGGCAUUCUUUAUGGAUGUUUCGGAGUUGGCAGGGAUGGUCAGCGUGGGUACACUUCUUGCAUUCACCAUGGUAGCAAUAUCCGUAUUGAUACUCAGAUAUGUUCCACCAGACGAGGUGCCAUUGCCUUCGUCUCUUCGGGAUUCAAUUGAUUCAUUGUCAUUGCAAUAUGGUAAGAGUACCCAGGAUAUUAAUGGAGAAGACUCUAAGGUUAAUGUUGGCACCUCUAAGGAUAGUGCUGUACCUUUACUUGUCAAGGAGGAUGCAUCUGCUGAAUUUCCUCUUAUUGCAAAACAGCUGUUUCUAGGCAACUAUACAUUAAAUGAAGAAAGUAGGCGGAAAAUUGCUGGUUGGACCAUAAUGUUCACAUGUGCUGGGGUUUUUCUCCUUACAUAUGCAGCUUCAAAUUUGGCUCUUCCCAGAUCCCUUCGCUUCACAGUAUGUGGAGUUGGUGGUAUUCUUCUUCUAUCCGGACUGGUUGUGUUGACCUGUAUAGAUCAGGAUGAUGCGAGGCACAGCUUUGGGCAUGCAGGAGGUUUUCUUUGCCCAUUUGUGCCGCUGCUACCUAUUGCUUGCAUUCUCAUCAAUGUUUACUUGCUGCUUAAUCUUGGAGCUGCCACCUGGGCCCGUGUUUCUGUGUGGUUGAUAAUUGGAGUGCUUGUUUAUGUGUUUUACGGCCGAACACACAGCACGCUGCGGGAUGCAAUCUAUGUGCCAGCUGCUCACGCUGAUGAAAUCUAUCGUAGCCCAGUGAGCGGUUCAGUUUAAUCUCUGCGAAGAGAAUGCCUUUUCAGCCCAUGUAUCAUUUAUGUUAUGUAAUAGAAAAAACCUUUGUUAUAUCUUAAAAAGUCUUAGGCAAUUCUUUUCCUUCUCUUUGUUCAUUGUUCAUUGUUCAUUGUUUGUAAUAUUAUUGAGGCAAUGAUUGAGAUAUCAGCCCUCGGUUUGUAUAAUAGGCUUGUUCAGACAUUGUAAAUAGUUUGCAAAUGAAGCCCCAUCAUAUGAA
This is a messenger RNA of Corylus avellana, 2544 nucleotides long. It is a transcript of the gene CAT2, whose product is annotated as cationic amino acid transporter 2. Gene Ontology annotation, biological process: transmembrane transport; amino acid transport. Gene Ontology annotation, molecular function: amino acid transmembrane transporter activity. The record is from RefSeq and is a predicted model, not a curated record. Lineage: Eukaryota; Viridiplantae; Streptophyta; Magnoliopsida; Fagales; Betulaceae. Gene Ontology annotation, cellular component: membrane.